AUGCUUUUUCUUAUUCCCAGUCUCUUUGGCAGCUACGCUCAUGCGCUUACCAAGUUCGAUACAAACUGCACCCUUCCCGCGGAGACAGUGAAUUAUGUUUUCGCCCCGAAUACGCGCGGUACCCUCACUAUCCUCUGCACCUGGACGGUUCAGCACCCGGACAUUCCCAGGCCGCGAGAGAAUUUCAAGCCCGGCUUCAAUGGCAAGAUCCAGUACUGGAUCACCACGCCCGAGGUGCUCCUCGCAAAAUAUGGGUAUGAUCUUUGGGAAGCAAAGCGUAACCUCCACAGGUUGCAAGCACGCGCGCAGCAGGAUGGGGUAGAGUGGACGAUCGCUCAUUCCUUGUUUGCUAAUAUGGGAGGCUUUGUGAUGAGGGUGAACUCAGUAUCAACUGGACGAAGACCACUAGGGAUGCGUCUCACACGUCCAAGUGAGCCUGCGCCGAGACUCCACGAAUUAAGCACUCUUCCCACGACGAGCGAUCAUGCGGGCCUCAAGAUUAUCAUUGGACACAGUGACAUCUUGCAGCUUUGUCGAGAGAACGUCCUCUUUCAGUUGCCCGAUAUCACCGAAAAGGAGCUACAGGACCGGUCGAAAGCCGACUGGCUGUUACGAUUGAUCACGGUUUGGCAGAUCCUUUGGAUGGUUAUCCAGACCGCUUUGCGGGGUGCAACGCGUCUGGCAGUGACCCCUUUGGAAAUCGGUGUGGUUGCUUUUGCCUGUUGUGCCGUGGUGACAUACGCGCUCAGCUGGAACAAACCCAAAGGGGUCCAGGUUCCUAUCACGAUUCUCGAGGUUCGAGGCGCAGGCGAGCAAGUUUUCGAGGCUCUUAGUUACGGAGAGUUAGCGCCAAUGACGGAUCUGAGCCAGUAG
Molecule: messenger RNA, 873 nt
Organism: Aspergillus aculeatinus CBS 121060
Lineage: Eukaryota; Fungi; Ascomycota; Eurotiomycetes; Eurotiales; Aspergillaceae
Exons: 3
Coding region: 1-873 (290 amino acids)
Source: RefSeq, a predicted model, not a curated record